Delphinapterus leucas (beluga whale) is the source of this 5454-nucleotide messenger RNA. Lineage: Eukaryota; Metazoa; Chordata; Mammalia; Artiodactyla; Monodontidae. The record is from RefSeq and is a predicted model, not a curated record.
AUGGCCGUGUGGGGGGCUGAAGAGCUGAGUCUCCAUCACAAGGAGCUGCUCACGCCGCGUGCCCUCACUGGGGACGAGCACACAGACCCCCACGGCCAGCCCGCCGGAGUCCAGCUGUGCUGCCCCACCUGCCGGGCCACCUGCGGCUCCAGGGAGGCCUUCGAGAACCGCUGCUCCUCCCUAGAGCAUACACAGAUGCUGGCCUUAGACAUGACAGUGCCCUGGAAGCGCUGCAGCCUGCCUACUGGGCUUUCCACGCUGGAGCUCUGCCCGAGGCCCAACCUCCGUGAGUUCGGGGACGUGUGCACCAAGGCACAUUCAGAACAGGAGCUGCAGGAGUGGACCCAGCGCACCGGGAUGGUGGCGUUAGGGAGCACAGCCUGGCGGGAGGGGCUGGUGCCUUACCAGGCCCGGCCGCUGGCCGAAUACCAGCGGAGCCGCAGUGAGGUCCUGGUGCUGGCUGAGACCGCUGAAGGCGUAUCUAUGCACUGCAACCAGCCCCUGGCGCAUCAGGCCCAGGAGAAGCAAACUCGGCACGCCUGGACCUUCACUAUCCACUCUGAGGCACCCCUGCUACACGUGGCCCUGCUCAAGCAGGCGCUGGGAGCAGACUUCUCACGGGUGGCCCCCAGCCCCUCUCUGGGCCAGGUCUUCAUGCUGGGGAAGUGCUUCUGCACGCCCGGCUCCCCAGCCCAGUUCCGGGUUGGGGUGCGUGUGCAGAGCUCUUGCUUCGGCGCCGUCCAGCAGUGGGUGGUCUUCCACUUCAGCCGCUGGGCAGUGCUGCUGAGGCAGCUAGAGCUGCAGCUGGGCCAGUGCACUCCUGGGGGCUCUGGGGGACGCCUGGCCUUCCAGAGGGGCUGGCACACUGGCAACGGCCACGUGGGGCCUGGCGUGGAGAGGACGGCCAAGCAGGCAGCCCUGAUGGCCACGUACAAGGUGCCUGCUCUGGGCCUGGAGCUCUGUCCUGGCGGCCGACCUGGGCCCAUCUCCGCCGCCAGCUAUCGGCAGAGGCUGCACCAGUGUCUCUAUGAGGAGGAGGCGGCUCUGAGCAACCGGUGGCCAAGCUGAACCUUCAGGCCGGUAUCCCUGAAGACGGCGCUGGAGACGCCAGCCCUGGGCAUCCUCUUCCCACCACCGGGAGCGCUGUACGCGCAGGUGCCCAUCCCCUCCCUGGUGCCAGACACGCACAAGGGCUUUCUGCUGGGCUGAGCGGUCAGCACAGCCCUCGUGGCCCCCGUGCCUGCACCUGACCUCAGGGUGCUUGAGGCGCCCGUGGAGACCCGGGCCAGCUCAGAGCGGACGCUGUGGCUGCUGCCGCCCGCCCACUACUGCGCAUCCCUGGGGCUGCAGCCCGAGACCAGGCGGACCUUAGAAGUACAGUUCCAGAUGGACCCGCUGGCCCUCCCCCGCUGGCACCAGGGUUGCCCUGUGCCCUGCCCUCCGCCCGGCAGCAGCAGGCAGAAGCUGCCCGUGGCGGUCGUCACGGGGACCAGCCCAGGGGGCACGCAGCCCACCGCCCCGCCGCUGAUCUGCGGCCCCUGUGGCACGGGCGGGACCUACACACUGGCCAUGGCCUCCCUGGAGGUCGCCCGCCAGCCCCACACCAAGGUGCUCAUCUGUACGCACACUAACAGUGCUGCAGACAUCUAUAUCGCCUAGCAUUUCCACAGCCAUGUCAGCAGCGGUCACCCCAAGGCCACUCCACUCUGGGUGAUGGACACGGGCUGCCCACUGAGCCAGACAGACGCGGCCACGCUGCGCUACUGUUGCCUGACCAAGGACUGCCGGGCCUUCCGCGUGCCGAUGUGGGCUGAGCUGGAGCGACACCGCAUCGUGGUCGCCACCGCGUCCCAGGCCCGCAAGCUCAGGGUGCCCGCCAGCUUCUUCUCCCACGCGCCCCACUCCUUCUUGAGGAUCAUCGAUGAGGCCACCCAGAUGCUGGAGUGAGAGACGCUCACCCGGCUACGCUGCGCCACGCUCGGCAUCUGCCUGGUCCUGGCCGGGGACCCCAUGCAGGUCGCGCCCAGGCUCUCCCGCGCAGCCGGGGCCCCGUGGCGGGACCCACGCUGCCGCGCUGCCUGGCCCAGCACUGCCGGGAGGAGACGCACAUGGCUGCCGAGAGGGGCCACAUCACUGCACGGGAACUGCUGCUGCACCGAGGUCAUCGUCAGCUUUGUCUCCCGCCACUUCUACGUGGCCAGGGGCAGCCCCAUCCACGCCAGUGGCAAGAUCCUGCACCACCCCCAACACUAACCUCUCACCUUCUGCCACGUGGCGGGCAGCCCGGAGCACGACAUGUCUACGACAACUUGGCUGAGCACGGCCGAGGUCGUGUAGGUCAUUGAGAAGGUGCAAGAGGUCUGUGACACCUGGCUCCACUGCUGGGGCGCCCAGGAGCAGAGGGCCAUCUGCGCUGUGUCCCACGGUGCUCAGGUGAGCACGCUGAGGCAGGAGCUGAGGAAGAGGAACCUGGGCCAGGUCUCUGUGUGCAGCUUGGAGAUCCUGCCAGGGCACCCACCCUUCUGGGUGGUGGUGCUGACCAUGGUACACGCCCACCGGAGCCUGCUGAGCCCGGGGGCACCUGCCCUGGAGUUCUUCACGGACGCUCCCAUGCUCAACAGCGUCACCCAUGCCCAGUCCCAGGUGGUGGCCGUGGGUGACGCCAUGGCCCUCCGCUCCCUCGGGGCCUGCAGCCAGCUCUGGACGAGCUUCCUCGGUCCGCCCCGGGGGCCUGUCUCUGGGGCAGGUGGAGCAGAGCCUGGUCCAGAGGCAGCGCUGGGCCCAACGAGCAGAGAGCUCUGUGGCAGCGGGGGCCGGGGACCCCAUCCCAGAGGAGGGGCGGGGGAGCCCUGCGCCGACAGCUCCACCCUGCAGGAGCUCCUGGAUGGGACCCGGAGUGUGACCGUGGCCGUCUGGGAGGACGGGCUGCUGGACACCUUCGCCAGGCCCUUGUCCCCCUGGCCGAUGCAGCAGUAUGUGAACCUGCCACGGGCCACACCAGAACUGCUUCUCAGGCAUCGCACGCGGUACCACCGCUGCACUUUGCAGCAGGAGACCUUCGAGCGGGGGACCGCCAUCCCACCAGGCGAUGAGCACCGCGGCCCCAUCCAGGUCAAGGGCCGCCUGCACCACGGGAUGGCCUUCGCGGGCGACGAGGUGCGGGUGAAGGUCCUCAGUGAGGGUUUCACAGAGCCGCUGGGCCACGUGGUGAGCGUGUUCUGGAGGGGCUGCCGCCAGCUGGCCUUUGUGUGCCGCGUGGACGAGUGGGACCGCGUCGUGACCCCCAGCGAUGGCUCUGUGACCAAGACCUUUGUGCCUGGGCUGAAGGACCCGCUGCGGGUGCCCGUCUACCGCCUCCUGCAGGGCCAUGUGCAGCACGUGGGGUAGGAGCAGGUCUCGGCGGAGGCCCGGCACCGCUGGCUCUUUGAGCGCGUAGGCCUGUGGCGGCAGUGCUUCUACUACCUGCUGGGCGGCGUCCUGAAGGUGCUGUCCAAGGCCACCACCUGGGAGCAGAGUCUCCGAAUUCCAGAGCUGGAACAUGGGCUGAAGUGGGGAGCCUCAUCCGACCCAGCCUUGGUCUCCGAGGCGCUGCAGAAUUACCACGCGGAGCUAAGCCGGGUGCCCAGCUGCUGGGAGGAGUGCCGGAGUUUCCUGAUCUUCACCGUGGACGCCCAGGGCACCUGCAACCUGGACGACGCCCUUAGCGUCCGGGGCCUGGGCCCCACGUACGAGGUGGCCGUGCACAUCGUCGACGUGGCCAGCUGUGUGCCCAGGGAUGGGGCAGUAGACGUGGAGGCCGGUAGGCGGGGCGGCGCACUCUACGCCCCUGACCGGGAGCCGGUGCACGUGCUGCCCAGCCUCUGCCGGGAAGCGCUGAGCCUCCUGCUGGGCCGGGACCACUUGGCCACCUCCCUGUUCCUGACGGUGGAGAAGGACAGCGACCGGCUCAAGAGUCUGCCCUUUGCGCCCUCCGUGAUCCGCUCUGACCACCAGCCGUCCUAAGAGGAGGCCUGCCUGGACUCCGUGGACGCCUGCAUGGCAGCCGCGUGCCACUUCGCCCAGGUGCUGUGUCAGCGCCGUCUGCAGGACAGCUGCCAUUACAAGCCGGACGAGGACAGCGCGCUCGGCUUCCGCGCGGCCCACGUCAUGGGCAGGGAGUACAGGGUCUAGCUCACCAGCCUGGUGGCCGCAUUCCUGGUGGAUGACGAGUCCACAGCAAAGGUCACACCUGUGAGGUGGCAGCUUGCACCCAACCGCUACAGGCUCAGGCUGGCCGAGCACGCCCAUGGCCUGGGGAGCUGCCCGGGGCUGCGGCUCAUGUGGCGGCGGUGCCGCAUUUACUCGGCGCAGGUGGCUGGGCCGUGCCCCCUGCUGCCUGGCACCCUGCUUGAUGCCCACACACGUCCCGUGGAUGCUGCCAUGUAAGCUAGCGAAGGAGCAGCGCUUGCCUGAGGAAGCUGCCCGGUUCAGGAGCAGGGCGCCACGGAGCCCAGGCCUCGGGAGCCGGGUCAGGCACGCCAGAAGGAGCUGGGCAACGGGGAUAUGCUGCAGCUGCGGCUCAGUGCCACCCUGCAGUGUGGGCUCCUGGCGCCGGCCCUGCAGCUGUGGACCGUGGCGGCUGGCCUCAGCCUUUGACUGGAGCACGUAGAUCAGCCAGGGGCCUGCUUCUCCGCCGGCCUCAAGGACCUGGGCGUCCGGCAGAUCCUCGUGGAUGAGGCGGGCACGGCCACUGAGCCCAAGACCCUCAUCCUGCUGGUGAGCUUCUCACAGGCUAAAGUGGUUCUUCUUGGGGACCGGCAGCUGCGGCCUGUGGUCAAGAAUGAGCAGCUGCAAAACCUGGGCCUGGACGGGUCUCUGUUCGAGAGGUAGCACAGGGGCGCCCUCCCACUGGACACGCGGUACUGCAUGCACGAGGGCGUCUGUGCUUUCCCUUCUGUGGAGUUCUACAAAAAGAAAUUAAAGACGUGGCAGGGCCUGAGGCAGCCGCCCAGCAUCCCGGGCCACUUGAACAAGGAGAGCUGCUCUGUCAUCUUUGGCGAUGUGCGGAGCCCUGAGGACAGCCUGCUGGUGUUGACGGACCAAGGGGGCAAGGAUUCCAAGGCCAAAGAGCAGGCGGCAGCUGUGGUCUGCAUCACCAAACAGCUGACCCUGAGAGGGACAGUGGACCCCGAGGACAUCGCCAUCCUCGAGCCCUACCAUGCCCAGGUGUCGGAGAUCAGAAAGAGACUCGAGGAAGCUGGUGUCACCGGCGUGACCGUGUGCUCCGCCACCCAGAGACAGGGGAGCGAGCGGCGUGACGCCCUGGUGAGCACCGUCUGCGCCUGCCUGGAGAGCGGCCUGGACCGUGGCACGAGGAGCUGGCUGAAAAGUUCCUGGGCCCAGGAGGCGCUCUGCAUCAUCGGAGACCAGCUCCUCCCGCACUGCUGCUGCCCACUCUGGAGCGGACACCUGUGA